This is a messenger RNA of Salvia splendens (bonfire salvia), 734 nucleotides long. RefSeq lists its product as uncharacterized. Lineage: Eukaryota; Viridiplantae; Streptophyta; Magnoliopsida; Lamiales; Lamiaceae. The record is from RefSeq and is a predicted model, not a curated record. The coding region runs from base 1 to 495 and encodes 164 amino acids. The transcript is spliced from 3 exons.
AUGGUUCCUGGUCCUGCCGAGGUCUUGAGGGAGAACCUCGAUGCACAGUUGAUGCAACAACUGCAGGACGUCUGCGGCAAAUACGGAGCGGAGACUGACCCGUUCAUCAAGAAUAUAUACUUGAAGCUCAUAACUCGGCUUCAACGGCGUCUAGGGUUGGCUGAUGAGUGGAAAGAGCAAGCGAGGAGAGAUCAAACGCUCGAGAAGUGGAAAGAGCGGUAUUUCGCGAUUAAAGUGGAGGUCGAUGAUCUGAUUCGUCGAACGCGUGAAGAGGAGAGAUUGUGCUGGAAGACGGAGGGGGAUGGGGAUGUGAUGCUGGAGAUGAAGCGGGAGGUGGCGGCGAAGGGGGAGAGGAUUGAGUUUCUGGAGGUGAAGCUGGCGGCGAUGGAGCGGCAGGAGGUGAAGAGGGAGAUGGAUAUUUUGAGGCAGAGUUUGAGGAAGGAAGAGAUCACAAAUCGCCUAAAUUCUGGAAUUGAAGAUGCUUGCUCGCCCUAAUUUCUGAAACUAGAGACGAUUUGAUCACAAUUCUCGUCAAAUUCAGAUUGAAAAUUGUUGGAGAAAGGAGCUCUAAUUUUCAGAAUUGGGAGAUUGAUGAUUUUGCUCACGCCUCACGUCAAAUUGGGAGAUUGAGAGAAAGAAGCAGGGUUAUCUUAGUCAUUUCAUAUUAUAUAUGGCUGAUGGAUAUGCUAUCUCAUCCUCUUUGGGCUAAUAAAUAAUCAAUCAUUUUGAACUAA